Messenger RNA from Apodemus sylvaticus (European woodmouse), 3872 nucleotides. RefSeq names its product transmembrane p24 trafficking protein 5 (gene Tmed5). Gene Ontology annotation, biological process: intracellular protein transport; endoplasmic reticulum to Golgi vesicle-mediated transport; Golgi organization. The transcript is spliced from 4 exons. Lineage: Eukaryota; Metazoa; Chordata; Mammalia; Rodentia; Muridae. Bases 202 to 891 code for a protein of 229 amino acids. Gene Ontology annotation, cellular component: endoplasmic reticulum; COPII-coated ER to Golgi transport vesicle; Golgi apparatus. The record is from RefSeq and is a predicted model, not a curated record.
AAGGAAGGAUGCGAAACCCAGAAGGGAGCAGAAAGGGGCCGCUGGCCCCGCCCUCUCCCGGCCCAGUGGAAGACCGUGCUUCCACCUUCCAGGAGAGCGUGAGGUGUUCCGCUGCCUGUAGUUCCUUCGGAUCGGGAUUUCAAAGCGGAGGCGCCAGUGUCCCGCACCUCCCUAAACUCUUGCAGUCAGAGAUCGGCAGGGAUGGGCGGCAGGAUGUGGCUGCCAUUCCCCGUGCUGCUCCUGUCCGCUCUGCUCGUAGCGCUGCUGCGCGGGGCGGCCGGCUUCACACCCUCUUUGGACAGUGACUUCACGUUCACGCUGCCAGCCGGCCGGAAGGAGUGCUUCUAUCAGCCCAUGCCCCUGAAGGGGUCGUUGGAGAUCGAGUACCAAGUUUUAGAUGGAGGAGAAUUAGAUAUUGAUUUCCACCUUGCCUCUCCAGAGGGCAGAACCUUAGUUUUUGAACAAAGAAAAUCAGAUGGUGUUCAUACUAUAGAGACUGAAGAUGGUGACUACAUGUUCUGCUUUGAUAACACAUUCAGCACCAUUUCUGAGAAGGUGAUCUUCUUUGAAUUGAUUCUGGAUAACAUGGGAGAAGAGGUUCACGAACAAGACGACUGGAAAAAGUAUAUUACUAACACCGAUGUCCUGGAGAUGAAACUAGAAGAUAUCCUGGAAUCCAUCAACAGCAUCAAGUCCAGACUAAGUAAAAGUGGUCACAUACAAACUCUGCUUAGAGCAUUUGAAGCUCGAGAUCGAAACAUACAAGAAAGCAACUUUGACAGAGUCAAUUUCUGGUCUGUGGUUAACCUGAUGGUCAUGGUGGUGGUGUCAGCUAUUCAGGUUUAUACGCUGAAAAGUCUAUUCGAAGAUAAGAGGAAAAGUAGAACUUAAAGCUCCAACAGAGAUUACUUCACAUUGAAAAGAGGAGGUAGAAAAUUCUAAUACACUGUUACAGUCAAGAUGUUAGUCAUAUUUCCCAUAACAUUUUCAGAAAUGUAUGUAAGUAUAAGAUAUGUAAAUUUUAAUAUAAAAGGAAAAUCAUCACUUUAUGUCCAAAUAACUUUAUUGACCCAAUAAUACUUAAGUAUAAAACAAGAUGUCAUGUAAAAUUGAGAUUUAAUUGAAUGAAGCCAUAAUGACUAUUUUCCAAAGUUUAGAAAUCUUUCUCAGAUAUCAUAUAUGAAUGAAAUGAAUUAACAAUGUUCAUAAACAUGCCACCAGUUUGCUCUUACCUAGAAUUUUCUCUAUACAUGUGGCAGGUACAAGUUAAUUAUAAUGUGAAAUACUAUCCACAAGUAUUAGUUUUUAUAUACUUAGUCUAUAUUUCCAAAAGCUAACAUUUUUAUAAUUAAAACUGGAAAGGCAUUCUUUCCUCAUAAAAAUUAGGCCUUGUCUUUGAUAUAAGAUAUAUAAAGGGUAGUUGAUGGUUUAUAAGAUGCAUUCUGUCUAGACAUUAGCUAAGAUUAGAGAUAAGGUGAACUUAUUUUUAUAAUAUCCAUCAGCAGUAUUAUGUUGGUUUCUGCACAGCUUUUGGUAUUGAUAAUGCAUUAUCACAAGCAGGUGUGAGGGACACAGUACUGAAAAGAUCUGACAUUAAUGUAAAUAAACAGCACCUUUCUAAAUUCUCAAAAUCAUCAGAAACAUGAAUUAAAAAAUGAGAUAAACUUGACAACACCAGAUCAAGCAAGUUUACCUAAAGAGAAGUGUAACAUCUGGAAUCAGAUGGGCUCUUCUUGCCGACCCAAUUAUAAUAGAAAUCAGAUCAAAGGAGGGUGAUCAAAAAUUCCCUAGAAGAAAUUUUAUUUGUCAUAGUUUUUCUUUUCUAGUUACUGUUUUUAUUAUAAAUGCUCAGAUAGGUUUUAUGAAAUAUACAUCCUACCAUAAGAUUUAGCACUGGGUAUACAUAUUUAUUAGAGUUUUUAUUAUAACUCUCAUAAAAUUACCUCUCGUCACGUAUUGACUUUGAAGGAUUACAACAAUCCCCAAUUAUAAACACCUAAUGUAGAAAUAAAAGCUAAUACAUACAAAACCAUCCUGCCUUUCUGGUUUAUCAGUCUGUAGUACAGUCCUAUUCAAGUACUAGUGAUUUAAGUUCAUUAUGAAACAGAAUUUAAGUUACACUCAAUUGUAGUGUUAUAAUAAAUGUAUUGUUGGGCUGGAGAGAUGGCUCAGCAGUUAAGAGCACUGAUCCUUCUUCUGAAGGUCCUGAGUUCAAAUCCCAGCAACCACAUGGUGGCUCACAACCAUCCGUAAAGAUAUCUGAUGCACUCUUCUGGUGUGUCUGAAGACAGCUACAGUGUACUUGCAUAUAAUAAAUUAAUAAAUCUUUAAAAAUAAAUAAAUAAAUGUAUUGUCAAUCAGAGAUAGCCAACAGUCAAAUCUGGGUAUUGAGCCCAUAUAUAAAUACACACAUUUUUUUUUUUGCUGGAAUUCUUUUUAUGCAUUAAUGAUCUUGCACUACCCUGCUACCUCACACACAAAAUUAUGAUACCUAGAGAAAUACUGACUUCAUUUACAAUUUAUACUCAGAAUAGUUCAGAGAUAUAUUUUUCUCCUUCUCAGGCCCUUGGGAGAAGACAAGAAAUUUAUUUUUCCCUAUUCAGAGGAUUUUCAAAAUGUGAGAUAAAUACUAUAUAUGAUCAAUAACUGAUCAAGAAAUACCCCAAUAUUCUAAACAAAGCUCCUACAAUAGAUGCAGGAGAGAAGUCAAUGAGAUCAUUGCCUAAAACAAACAAACAAACAACAACAACAAAAACGAGGAAAAAAAACCUCUUUCCUACUUUGUUUUAAGUAUAAGAGAAGCAAGCUAUAAAAGCGAUAGGUACCAUAACUGAUAAAGCAGAAUCCACUGUGUCUUUUCUGUAAGACUGUGAUUAAGAAUUCUACCUCUUAGAUACAGAUAAUACUGUACUGUACUCUUAAUUGCUUAACACUGUAUCUGUUAUAUCAUCUUAUAUGUAUGUAAUUUGUGCCACUGAUUUUUGAAUUCUUAUUCAGUUACUCACUGCCAUUUAAAAUGGUAAUAGUAGCUUUAUUGGAAAACAAAUAACUUAGGAAUGUUAAAGAUUUUAUUUUUAUAGACAAAAGUAAAAAGAGAUACUAAGAACCAUGUUGCCUGUAUUAAUCAUAAAAAGUAAAAUUGUAAGCAAAAAACAAAAUGUUUAUUUUUAAAUGUAUUUUCUGCUUCAUAUGAGGUUUUUGAUCUGUCUCAAUUAUACUAAAAUCAAGUAAGCCAUCACUUGAUCUGAUUUUUGUCUUGUUCUUAAUUGUAUAAAUUACUACAGUAGUUUAACAAAAUUUAGAGAUCAUAGUUCUGAGUUGCAUUUGGACUAUGUGCUAUUUUACAUGAAUGUCAAUAAACAGACUAAAUAAGUGUAAGAAAACAUUGUUGAAAUAUAAAACAAAAUAUACUUAGGAAUAUUUACCAUUAAAUAUUAUGAUGUCUUAAAAUUAGUAAAACAAAAACAAGUACCUGUAAUUUUGUACCUACAGUGAAAAUUCUUUUUCUGAAAUUUUAAAAUAUAUUGGUUUAGCAUGUAAUGUUUUCUCUUCUAGAGUGUAAUACAUUGUGACUCAAAUUGAACUAUAUGCUAUAUUUGUGAACAGUCAUCUUGGUUUUUUUUUUUUUGGUUUUUUUUUUGAUUUGGUUUUUUCGAGACAGGGUUUCUCUGUGUAGCCCUGGCUGUCCUGGAGCUCACUCUGUAGACCAGGCUGGCCUCGAACUCAGAAAUCCGCCUGCCUCUGCCUCCCAGAGUGCUGGGAUUACAGGCAUGCACCACCACCGCCUGGCCAUGAACAGUCGUCUUAAAUGAACAACAGACUGUAUACUGAGCUGUGUACAAAUAAUAAAAGUUACCAUCAAAGAAAUCUUA